This is a messenger RNA of Coregonus sp. 'balchen', 8914 nucleotides long. NCBI's taxonomy places the organism in Eukaryota, Metazoa, Chordata, Actinopteri, Salmoniformes, Salmonidae. The record is from the annotation of a GenBank genome assembly.
GCAAAUAUCAGCAUAGUGUGUGAAAUGCGGCGCUGAAUGUCCUUCUACAGCACUUUGCAUGCCCAAUGUGCAUUAGUAGCUUUUGGAUGUAGGUAUUCUCCGAACUAUUGUGUUAGGUAUCUUUCUUAUCCAUAAAAGGGUUAGCAAUCUCUUGAAUAUACAGUUUUUAGUAGUCCAUCAGAGACCGUUGACUGAGUGAUCUGACAACCAGGCCGGAUUGAAGCCAGCAGUAUCUGUCAGUGCUCGAAUCAAAGUUCCUAGCUGGCUAACUAGCAUGUCCGGCUAGUGGGGUUGGUCAUCAAUCAGGAUAGGUUUGUAAUAUUCCAUUAGCAGCCAAAACCGAAGAGACCUUAUUGAUGUUACAAAGGUUAUCGUCAAAUAUGAUAACCCUUGAAAGUUGUUGUGAACCUGCAGAUAGAUAGCUGUGAGGGCUUGUCAGCUAGCAUGAUGCUAAUGCUACUUUGACAGCCAGGCUGUGAGGGUCUCUCUCUUUGAGUUAAUGUUUGGUCAAAGUAAAAAAUAAAAACGUUAAACAUGUUUAUUAACUUCUAGAGGAAGCUUGUCUACUCUCAUAUUUAGUUGGUCGUGCUUCUUUGAUGUUAUGCUGGCUAGUAACUAACGUUAGCUAGCUAGUUAAGAGUGUAAGUAACGUUACAGCUGUCAUGUGGUGGCCUGUGUAGCGUCUACUUCACUCUGUUCUCGAUGCUGUGGGUGUGUUACAUUAUAUAGCCUGAGACGAUGUUAUCUGACUAAGUUUAAGAUCACAGUUAAUUUCAGUUCAUUACAUAUUUGUGAAGUAGUCAGAUUUUGCUAUCACUGAUCGAUAUCACUUCAUUGUGGUCCUCUGUAGCUCAAUUGGUAGAGCAUGGCGCUUGUAACGCCAGGGUAGUGGGUUCGAUCCCCGGGACCACCCAUAUGUAAAAAUAUAUGCACACAUGACUGUAAGUCGCUUUGGAUAAAAGCGUCUGCUAAAUGGCAUAUUAAAUUAUUAUUGCAGCAUGAUGACAACAAUUCACAUUCCCCCUAGGUUUACACGGGUCGAGAAACAUGGUGCCUUUGGAUAAGUGAAGAAGAGAGACAGGGCACCAAAACCAGUGUGGACAGGACUCUGGGAACACUGGUUGCAGCUACAGUCUGAAGCUGGACCAACGGGACCCACCCAGACUCAGAAGUGGCUGACUACAGCCCAAUCACAACCAGGACCAGGCACUGUGCUGGCUGUCUGGUCUCCGAGCAGAACAGAACAGAGAAGGAAGCCCCUUAGGAGGUGGAUGUUAAGGGGUUGUUGGAGGCUCUGUGGGCAUUCUACUGAAAUGUCAAUCAGAAGAGCAGAAGGGAUGUCUAUUGCCCAGGCCUUGGCCAUGACUGUGGCUGAGAUCCCUGUGUUUCUCUACUCCACCUUUGGGCAGGUAAACAACGUCCCCAAGAAGACACAUUUUCAAGUAAACUAUUGAAUAUGUUUGUAAGAAUCUGCUCCAAAAACAUUGCAAAGAACGAUGUUGCCAAAAAAAAGCAUAUGUUUGUUCAUUAUUAGCAAGUAACUGUUAUUUGCACCCCCCAAUAUUUGACACACAGAAGAUACACACUCAAGUGGUUUGAGCUUGUGGUGACCACUCACCCCAUCUCUUUUCCCAUCAGUCCAUAUUCUCUCAGCUGAAGCUUUCUCCCAGUCUGAAGAAGGUGCUGUUCGCCACGGCUCUGGGGAGCGUAGCCCUGGCCCUCACCGCCCACCACAUGAAGAGACGCGGCAGGAAACGGAAACAGGCAACGGCUGCGAAAGAUGAGCAGAAGCAGGUGGGAAUACCAGAGGCGUUGCUCCGGUCAGGGAGACCAUCAUCUCUGAGGAGAGGUGAGUUUCACUUCAAUGUGAUUGCUGGUGGUUUCAAUCAGGCUGUGGAAUUGGCUCAUGAUUUGUUGAUGUGUUUGUUGAUUGGCUGAUUGACCUCAAGGAAGUAAAAGGGAUUAAGUCAAGUAAGUUGGCUCAUUGACACACUGGUGUUUCCAUAAGGCUGUGUGGACACUGUAUGUGAAAGCUGUUUCAGCAUGAUCACGAUUAGAACACCAGUUUUAAUGUGAUCCAAAUGCCUUGUUGAUAGAAGUGUUAGCUAACAGCCGCAUUUCCGUCCCAGGUGGUCCGUUUCCCGGGCGACAGAUAAUGAGCCCCAGCGUGCGGAGCAACGAAACAAUGAGCGGCAUCUCUUCACUGGCUCCCAGCAAACACUCAAGCUCCUCCCACAGCAUAGCUUCUGUACGUUUGACACUCCUUACUUUCUUUCUAUCACUCAAAUAAAACACAUUUUUCAUAUACGCCGAAUAUAACUGGUGUAGACUUUACCAUGAAAUGCUUUCUUACGAGCCCUUCCCAAUGAUGCAGAAAAAAAAAUAGUAACACAAGGAAUCAAAUAUACAGUGGAGCUAUAUACAGGGAGUACCAGUACCAGAUCAAUGUGGAGCUAUAUACAGGGAGUACCAGUACCAGAUCAAUGUGGAGCUAUAUACAGGGAGUACCAGUACCAGGUCAAUGUGGAGCUAUAUACAGGGAGUACCAGUACCAGAUCAAUGUGGAGCUAUAUACAGGGAGUACCAGUACCAGGUCAAUGUGGAGCUAUAUACAGGGAGUACCAGUACCAGAUCAAUGUGGAGCUAUAAACAGGGAGUACCAGUACCAGAUCAAUGUGGAGCUAUAUACAGGGAGUACCAGUACCAGAUCAAUGUGGAGCUAUAAACAGGGAGUACCUGUAUCAAUGUGCAGGGAUAUGAGGUAUUUGAGGUAGAUAUGUACAUGAAGGCAGGGCAAUGUGACUAGGCAUUAGAAUAGAAAACAAUAAGAGUAAAAUAAAGAACAGAGUAGCCUCAGCAAAUUGUGUAAAAGUGUGUUUGUGUUAUGUCGGUGUGCGAAUGUAAAUGUGUGUGUACGCGUAGGGUCAGUGCAGAUAGUCAAUUAAAUGGUUACCCGGGCUAUCUAGCAUUCUUAUGGCUAUUAAGCAGUCUUAUGGCUUGGGGGUGGAAGCUGUCUCGUAGCCUGUUGGUCCUAGAGCCGAUGAUCCGGUACCGUUUGCCAGAUGAUAGUGGAGUGAACAGUCUAUGGCUUGGGUGGCUGGAGUCUUUGGCAAUUUUUCAGGCCUUUUUCUGACACCGCCUGAUAUUAGAGGUCCUAGAUGGCAGGGAGCUGAGCCCCAGUGACGUACUGGGCUGUCCGUACCACCCUCUGUAGCGUUUUGCGGUCAAGGGCGGUGCAUUUGCCAUACCAAGCGGGGAUGCAGACAGUCAAGAUGCUCUCGAUGGUGCAGCUGUAUAACUUUUUGAGGAUUCGAGGGCCUAUACCAAAGGGGAAAGAGGCGCUGCCGUGUCCCUUUCACGACUGUGCGGGUGUGUGUGGACCAUGUUAAGUCCUUAGUGAUGUGGACACCAAAGAACUUGAAGCUCUCAACCCACUCCACUACAGCCCCGUCGAUGUGGAUGGGGACGUGCUCUCCCCCCUGUUUCCUGUAGUCCACAAUCAGCUCCUUGGUCUUACUGACGUUGAGGGAGAGGUUGUUGUCCUGGCACCACACUGAUAAGUCUCUGACCUCCUCCCUGUAGGCUGUCUUAUCGCUGUCAGUGAUCAGGCCUACCACUGUCGUGUCGUCAGCAAACUUGAUGAUGGUGUUGGAGUCGUGCGUGGCCAUGCAGUCGUGGGUGAACAGGGAGUACAGGAGGGGACUAUGCACACACCCCUGAGGGGCCUCUGUGUUGAGGAUCCACAUGGCGGAGGUGUUGUUGCCUACCCUCACCACCUGGAGUCGGCCCAUCAGGAAGUCCAGGAUCCAGUUGCAGAGGGAGGUGUUCAGUCCCAGGGUCCAUAGCUUGGUGAUGAGCUUGGAGGGAACUACGGUGUUGAACGCUGAGCUGUAGUCUAUGAAGAGCAUUCUCACAUAGUUCUCACUCAUUCUGAUUUCACUCCUCUUUCUCAGUGUAUCCUUUACCUCACUUAACUCUUUUUAGAUCCUCGUGGUCCAUGGUCCCUCAAGAAUUCAAUUUGUAAUUGGCUUUUUGUUGUGUCACAGAUGCGAGUCCCGACUUCUCCGAACCAGUCGGCCAAUCCGUCGACUCCCUGGGAGGCAGAGCCUGUGGAGGAGGAGUCGGGAGCCAUGGGGGACGCAAACGCAGAGAACCUGUACAUCAUUGGUAAUAAUACCCCUUCAUGAAUUCCCUCAAAGAUUCAGCGAAGGGGACUGUCCAUAACAAACUGAGACAGUGUUUGAUGUGCUUUUACAUUUUGAGUGAUUUAGCAGCCACUCUUAUCCAGAGUGACUUACAGGAGAAAAUAGGGUUAAGUGCUUUGCUCAAGGGCACAUCGACAGAUUUUUCACCUUGUCUGCUCUGGGAUUCGAACCAGCAACUAUUCAGUUACUGGCCCAACGCUCUAAACGCUAGGCUACCCGCCCGGAAAUGGGGAAAAGUAUUUCCCAAAGUGGAAUUGGUCAUUAGUUGACAUUCAGAAGAACUGUUUGGCUCAAUGCAAGGGGCUAUGAGGACCCUUGGGUAGAGGAAGAAUAGGAGCGGGACAUUGAUAUAGAGGGUUACAUCUGACUAUGUUGUAUUUCCUUCACUGUUAGUCUUUCCAUUAAUACCUGGACAAAGACAUCUCUGUAAUUCAUCUAGACUCAGUUAUCUUUCCUUGAAAACCAAAUGUCUGGGAGGCCUCCCAGUCCUUAGAUGUCAUUAUCAAACAACCUGGCAGGAUAGCAUCACUCAUCCUGGCAUUUUACAAUGCAUCAAAAUACUAAGUACUGCAAUUAAGCUGUGGUUGUGUUCCAAUCUCCCUACUGUUUUUUCCCCAAUGUACAAUCGCUCUCUCCCUCUACUGCAUUUAAAGAAACAAUGGAUUGAUUUAAGCAUGGGUUUUACAUCCACCAAGUGCACUGCACACUGGUGGAAAGGGUAAGGAAUAGGAACAGACCCUAAAGUAACCCCCCCCCAGGAAUACCAUUCUUCCUGAUUAAUUCGUAAUUCCUGCUUUUCUGGCAUUUAUCAUUCAUAUCAUUGAACCUACCUAUCCCUUAGCCAAAAUCCAGAUUUUCUAUGUUGUUCUAAUCACAUCUCUCCCCUCCCCCAGGCAUGGAGCUGUUUGAAGAGGCCCUUCAGAAGUGGGAGCAGGCCCUGAACAUUCGGCACCACACCCACUCCAAUGCCUCCAACGCCAGUACCAGCCUGGCCCUGGAGGGGGCAGCGGCCUGCCCCGACCUGCCCACGGUACGCCACAGAACUAUAUCACUCUCAACGGUACGGUACACUUUUAUUUAUUUGAUUUAUCCUUUAUUUAACAAGGUGAGUCCCAUUGAGAUAUGCAUCUCGUUCUCAACGGAGCCCUGGUCAAGAGGAAACAGCACUCUCACAAAUCCACCAAAGAUUACAUUAAAACUGGAGGCCAGUGUCACUUAAAAUCGGAGGGCAGGCUCAUUGUAAUGGCUGGAGUGGAAUUGAAUGAGCCCAUCAUCCGAUUUCUUCCUCCACCAGCCUCCAUUUCCUUAAAGAUUCAGAGAAAGGAUGGGCAACUCCGGCCCUGGAGGGCCACUGUGAUUUGAAUUAAUCAACUAAUGUAGUGAUGUUUGUUUUCAUGGUUUCAGUCUGAGUCGCGUAACAAGGUCUUUGCCGAGAAGCUGGAGACCCUCCUGCACCGGGCCUACCACCUACAGGAGGACUUCGGUACCACCAUUCCCCCAGAUAGCCUGCUGGCAGACUUUGGUAAUUAAUAUGCCACAAUGUUUUUGUUAUUAGCCAUUAGCAUGCAGCUAGCGCAAAUCUGUUGAUUUCCUUUUGGAUGGUAACUGUAGCAUUUAGCUAUUAGCAUGCAACAUGAAUCUGUUGAUUUUCUGUUUACACAGUAGCUUUUAUCCAUAAUGGGUCAUUUGGCUUACAUAGUCCUUGUGUUGUGGCUCAGACUGUUUGCUUUGUUGUCCUGUCAGAGAGUGAGGAUACACUCAUCCUGCCAAACUUGGAGAGUAGAAUUCGCGAAGACGACGCCACUACGAUCACUUCGGACGACUCCUUCUUCUCAGCGGCAGAAGUUUGUUUCUCUUUCUUUCUCUAUCUCUCUUUCACUCACGCACGUAUGCUCUCUUUCUCUCUCCCUCACACAGUCUCUCUCUCUCUCAUAUGACUAUCAUAUAUCCUAUGUUUUGAACAUGUGUUGAAGAUUGUGCCUCUCCCUCUCUACUCUGCAGCUGUUUGACAACCUAUCUCUGGAGGUGUGUCAGCCUCUGAGGCCCGCUGCUCUUUACGAUGAGGCUGUGUCACUAGUCCAGGACGGCAGCGUGCCCUGUCGAGAGCUCCGGUAAGGACUAGCUAGGUACUGGACCUAGGUUCAAAUAAUAGUAGUAUUUUUGGAGCACUUGAUUGAGUGCCAGAUGGGAGAGUGUACUUUUGGGACUAUUCCAUAGAUUCCAUUGCGCCAGGGAAGAUCAAUCAAGCGCAGCUCUAAGUAUUUGGAAGAAAACAAAUACUAUUUGUGAAGUGUUACUCACAACCAUAUAUUUGUGACAUAAAACUAACUGAUAACUAUUCGCAUUUCUGAUUUCCAUCUUUUCCCCCUUGCCGUCCCUCAGAACUGAGCUGCUAGAAUGCUACGGUGACCAAGACUUCCUAGCCAAGCUCCACUGUGUGAGACAAGCCUUCCAGGUCUGAAAUCCUUACUGAAGAUGACUUAUUGGUAUAUGGACAAUGUCUCUAUGGAUUUGAUGUGACUAAGAUGGGUCAUCUUUGCUGAAGUUCACAGCAGUUGUUGUUUCGGCAGGUUCUGUUGCUGGACGAAACUCACCGGACGUUCUUCAUGGAGACCGGCAAGCAGAUGAUCACAGGACUCAUGACCAAGGCAAACAAGGUGACAACACUAACCCAUACAAUACAAUGUAACUUUGUCCAUUGAAAUGGAAAUGUAGUAUUUCUGCUGUAAGUUAUUUCAUUCCCAUCCUCCCGGACGGACAGUACACAGAGUGAGACUGCUCCUCACCAACACUCUUCUUCUCUCUGAACAUGAAUGUUACUUUAUAAUGAAAUCCUCUGAUUGGGUUUUUUGUUGAGUUGGUUGUGUUCCUCUUUCACCUGUAGAGUCCCAAAGCCUUUCUGGAAACCUAUGAGGACAUGCUUCUCUACACCCAGAGAGAGGAGACCUGGCCAGUCAGCAAGAUGGAACUGCAGGGGCGAGGGGUGAGACAUUAUUUUCCAAAAAAAUUUAUGUUUUCUCUCUUUUGUACCUUCAAGAUGCUGUAGGUAGAAUCAGUGUCUAUAAAUUGCUCUGGGUAGACUGACUUUAGUGCGUGACAACUCGUGAACUCUCACAUUUUCCAUGUGGUAUGAAGCUGGGCCAUAUUCAUUACAAACCAAACAGACUGAAACAGGUAGGGACUACCGUUUAGUUUUUUCUUCUACCAAUAACAAACGCUCGUUAUUCUAUGGUGUGCCCUAAUGAAUAUAUGUCCCAGGUGUGUUUAAAGCUCCUGACCUCGUAUGAUCUAUGACCUUUAUCAGGUGGUGGUUAUGAACUUCUUUGACAUCGUGCUGGACUUCAUCCUGAUGGAUGCCUUCGAUGACCUGGAGAGCCCGCCCUCGUCCGUUGUGGCCGUGCUCAGGAACCGUUGGCUCUCUGACAGCUUCAAAGAGACGGUGAGACAGACAGACACACACAAUCCUAUAGUCAACAUGAUCUAUUGAUACUAGCUCUGUUACAACUGCAAUACAAACACAACCAACAUUACACAGCAUAAUUAUAAUUACACAGGCAGACAUAGAAAACAGGCUCUAUUGCAUUCACUGCAACUAUACCAUUGGUUAAAAUGUAAUAAAGCAUACUUUGUGUGUGUUUCUCAGGCCCUGGCUACUGCGUGCUGGUCCGUUCUGAAGGCCAAGCGGCGUCUGUUGAUGGUUCCAGACGGCUUCAUCUCCCACUUCUACGCCAUAUCAGAACAGGUCAGCCCCGUCCUGGCCUUUGGCUUCCUGGGGCCGCGACAGCACCUCAGUGAGGUGUGCACCAUCUUCAAGGUGAGUUUUAAUCGUAACUUUUUUCCCCCUGACUUUUAGUCUCCAAUUUACUACUAGCGGUAUUUAGAGGUCACACAUCACUUCUAUGUUUUUAUUUGCUACUAAUUUACUCUUCAUUCACUUGUGAUUUUGUAAGGAAUUUUGUACUUGUGCUUUCUGUGUCUGUCUGCGUCCUUCCUUCCAUCUGUCUGUCCUUGUUACCUUACAUCACCAGUUUAAUCACACUGAUCUCUACGAUGCCUUCAUCUCUCAAGUAUCAUAAUCCCUGUAGACAGUCUACCGAUUUUCAGGAGUGAAAAUGAAUGUGGAAAACAAAGAUUGCUUUUUCUUAGAGGACAUUCCUCACAAUAUACUGAACUCUGUAUUUGCUUAUUUCUCCCUCUGUCUUUCUCUUCUCCCUCCCCAGCAACAAAUAGUGCAGUACCUGAAGGACAUGUUUGACCACGACAAGGUGCGCUUCACCUCGGCCCAGUCGUUAGCCGAGGACAUCCUGAGCCUGUCCCACCGCCGCAGUGACAUCCUGCUGGGCUACCUGGGCAUCGACAGCCUGCUGCAGCCCAACGGAGCUCUGCCCCAAGGAGACACAGAAGCCGGCCCCAGCCCCUCCAACCACCACUGAGACAUGGGUAGUGAUCAGUAGGGAUGUUAUGAAAGAGUGAAACGGGGAGGUAAUACAUUAAUUUGUCCAAUAAGAACAUCGAUUUUCAUUUUCAGUUAGAAAGUGGUUUGCUACUGUGUGGCGUAAUGAAUAUGACCCUGUGUCUGAUUUAGCUGGGCUGGAAGGGACUGGACUGGUUUUGUCAAAGCCGCACUUAACAGGCAAGAUUUAGGAGGGUUGUUAUUUUCAUGCUUGAACUGCAGCAUCACCUUGUCAGUCUGUGGUACUACACCCUAA